GCAUAGGAAGUGACGUAAGGAUGGCGGAGGGGCGCGAGCUUUCAAGAUGGCGGUGGCUGGGUGGCUGACCGGCACACAGAGGUGAAGGCCCCUACGAGGUAAAAGAGGCCGAGAAUCGUCCCCUCCCCGCUUCUCGCAGCGCCAGGAGUCCAGCAGAAGUGUUUUUUUGUUUUUCUGUUUUAAUGAACAAGUAAACCAUACAAAUUGUCAACAUGGGACGGAGAUCGACAUCAUCCACCAAGAGUGGAAAAUUCAUGAACCCCACAGACCAAGCCCGAAAAGAAGCCCGGAAGAGAGAAUUAAAGAAGAACAAAAAACAGCGCAUGAUGGUACGAGCUGCAGUUUUGAAGAUGAAGGAUCCCAAGCAGAUUAUCCGGGACAUGGAGAAAUUGGACGAAAUGGAGUUUAACCCGGUGCAGCAACCACAGUUAAACGAGAAGGUGCUGAAAGACAAGCGUAAAAAGCUGCGUGAAACCUUUGAACGUAUUCUACGACUCUAUGAAAAAGAGAAUCCAGAUAUUUACAAAGAACUGAGAAAGCUAGAAGUAGAAUAUGAACAGAAAAGGGCACAACUUAGCCAAUAUUUUGAUGCUGUCAAGAAUGCUCAGCAUGUGGAAGUGGAGAGCAUUCCCUUGCCAGAUAUGCCACAUGCUCCUUCCAACAUCUUGAUCCAGGACAUUCCACUUCCUGGUGCUCAGCCACCCUCCAUCCUUAAAAAGACUUCAGCCUAUGGACCUCCAACACGGGCAGUUUCUAUACUUCCUCUUCUUGGACAUGGUGUGCCACGUUUGCCCCCUGGCAGAAAACCUCCUGGUCCUCCCCCCGGUCCACCACCUCCUCAAGUCUUGCAAAUGUAUGGCCGUAAAGUGGGCUUUGCCCUAGAUCUUCCCCCUCGUAGGCGGGAUGAAGACAUGUUAUAUAGCCCGGAACUUGCUCAGCGGGGCCAUGAUGAUGAUGUUUCUAGCACCAGUGAAGAUGAUGGGUAUCCUGAAGACAUGGAUCAAGAUAAGCAUGAUGACAGUACUGAUGACAGCGACACUGACCGAUCAGAUGGAGAAAGUGAAGGGGAUGAAUUUGUGCACCGUGAUGAUAACGAGAGAGACAACAAUGAAGAAAAAAAGUCAGGUCUGAGUGUAAGAUUUGCAGAUAUGCCUGGAAAAUCAAGGAAGAAAAAGAAGAACAUGAAGGAGCUGACUCCUCUUCAAGCCAUGAUGCUUCGAAUGGCAGGUCAGGAAAUCCCUGAGGAGGGACGAGAAGUAGAAGAAUUUUCGGAGGAUGACGACGAAGAUGAUUCUGAUGAUUCUGAAGCAGAAAAGCAAUCACAAAAACAGCAUAAAGAGGAAUCUCUUUCUGAUGGCACAUCUACUGCGUCUUCACAGCAGCAAGCCCCCCCACAGUCUGUUCCUCCUUCUCAGAUUCAAGCACCUCCCAUGCCGGGACCGCCUCCUCUUGGACCACCCCCGGCUCCACCCUUACGGCCUCCUGGACCUCCCACCGGCCUUCCUCCUGGACCACCUCCCGGAGCUCCUCCAUUCCUGAGACCACCUGGAAUGCCGGGACUCCGAGGGCCUUUACCCCGACUUUUGCCUCCAGGCCCACCACCAGGCCGACCCCCCGGCCCUCCCCCAGGGCCACCUCCAGGUCUGCCUCCUGGCCCUCCUCCUCGGGGACCCCCACCAAGGCUACCUCCCCCUGCUCCUCCAGGUAUCCCUCCACCUCGUCCCGGCAUGAUGCGCCCACCUUUGGUGCCUCCACUUGGACCUGCCCCACCUGGGCUUUUCCCACCAGCUCCGUUGCCGAACCCAGGGGUUUUAAGUGCUCCACCCAACUUGAUUCAGCGACCCAAGGCGGAUGAUACAAGUGCAGCCACCAUUGAGAAGAAAGCAACAGCAACCAUCAGUGCCAAGCCACAGAUCACUAAUCCCAAGGCAGAGAUCACUCGAUUCGUGCCCACUGCAUUGAGGGUACGUCGGGAGAAUAAAGGGGCCACUGCUGCUCCCCAAAGAAAGUCAGAGGAUGAUUCUGCUGUGCCUCUUGCCAAAGCAGCUCCCAAGUCUGGUCCAUCUGUUCCUGUCUCAGUGCAGACUAAGGAUGAUGUUUAUGAAGCUUUCAUGAAAGAGAUGGAAGGGCUCCUGUAACAGCUUUUAAUGCCAGAGCAGGUUUCUGUUCAUAUCAGUGGUUCGUGGGGGAAGAGGCUCUUUCUAAACUUUGUGAAAGAGUGACUUUCACUGUCAGGGUAUUUUUAAAUUUCAGUUCAAGGAAUAUCCUAAAGUUUAGCCUUGUUCAGAAUUUAUUGCAUAUAAGAGAGGAUUAUUUCAUUCAGAAUAGAUUGGUUAUUGAAGCAGUGCUGCUAAUAUCCAUUCCCUUUCAUACCACCGUUUUCAUCCCGUUUGUUCCCCUUCUCCAAUUCUUUGGAAACUUGUGAUCACGGGGAUCUUUGUUACUUACUUGUUUUGAUUCUCUUCUUGUGUGCAGUGGGCACUGGAGUAGAGAUUUCUGGAAAAGAAAACAGUUUAUUUUAUCUCAUCUUGGCUUUUGUGUUUGAGUUAUUUUAAUAUUUUCUUGUAAAUAUUUUGUAAUAUUUUAGUGAAAUGGAUCGCAGUGUCAUUUCCUAAUACAAAGCAAGAUAUGUGGGAAGAAAAUGUACAAUUCUUUGAUUAAAAUUAUUUCCCACUGACCUAAACUUUGAGUGUUUCGUGAAAUAAAUAAAUAAAUGUUCUACACCAAGAUAUCCUCUGUGUUACUGAUAAUAUGUAAAUACGGUAUCUGUGUUAUGGGUAGAAAAGAAGCAAGUGUUUAAAAAUUGUGUUUUAAGGAACUACCAUUGCUGGUACACAAUGAGAAUCUUACUGAAAAUAUGGUUAAAACUAAGUUUUAAAUUUUAAGGGAUAAAAAGAAUUAUUUUCCUUCAAGAUUAUCAUACUUGCUUUGGAGAAAUUGAGAGGUUAUUAAUUACAUAGAACAUGAAUCUUUUCCUUAAAGAUUGUUUAUUUUUCCAGAGCUCUAUAAACUGACACUAAUUAACAGGGAAAGCUUGUUUUAAACCAUGUGUAAAUUAUUGGAUAGCCAGAAAAGGUUACUUUUACUUUAUUGACUUUGUCAGUUGUAUAAGCUUUUCUUAUUAAAAGACCUGAAAUGAA
Molecule: messenger RNA, 3140 nt
Organism: Lontra canadensis (Northern American river otter)
Lineage: Eukaryota; Metazoa; Chordata; Mammalia; Carnivora; Mustelidae
Gene: WBP11
Product: WW domain binding protein 11
Exons: 12
Coding region: 213-2138 (641 amino acids)
Biological process (GO): mRNA cis splicing, via spliceosome
Cellular component (GO): spliceosomal complex
Source: RefSeq, a predicted model, not a curated record